CCGGCUGGUUCCCUUCUGCAUGCUCACCUUUCUUGACAGUCCCAUCUGCGUUUGACAGGACACACUCUCCACCUGGACGGGCAACAUGAUGUGGCUCGUGGUCGCCUCCGUGCCGCUGCUUCCCGCCCUCCUCCUCGUGGCGUCCGGUCGCUGUCGCGUCAAAGUCGCCGCGCUGUGCCGCGUUGCCCUGAGGCUGCUGCUGCGAAGAGGAGGAGGAGGAGGAGGGAGAGUGUGUGUCAGGAGCACACACUCCUUCGUGUUCUCCCAGUGCACCCACGGCAAAGCCCACAGCGUCCUGUUGACCUUUGACCUCUACGCCGACACACACCCGUCCCUCUGCAUCGGCCCUCAGACUGGUGAAGCCCUGGAUGAGGCGGUGGCGCGUGUCCGUCCCUCCCGGGUCCUGGAGCUCGGGACGCACUGUGGCUACAGCUCGGUGCGCAUGCUGCGUCUGCUGCCCCCUGGUGGCCGGCUGGUCACAGUGGAGCUGGACCCACUCACAGCUGAGCUGGGGGAGGAAAUCAUCCUGGUGGCUGGCUUCAAACACCAACAGUUCCAGGUGUUGACAUCCAGCUCAGCGGAGGCCAUCCCGGCGUUGCGGUCAUCUCUUGAGCUCGACCCAGGGACCGGCGAGGGCCUCGACCUGGUGCUGAUGGACCACGACCCCGAGCGGUACCUCCCGGACCUGCUGGCUCUGGAGAGAGAGGAGCUCCUCUGCCCCUCUGGCUGCUCCGUCCUCCUGAUCCACAGGAACCAGAGAGCCGCAGAGCUCGGAGGGAUCCUGGCUCACGUCAGAGCGAGGCCCGGCUGCUACAGCGUGGAGUCGGAGCGUCCGGCCAUGACGGAGAUCUUCUACCAGAAGGAAGAAAGCACAAAAGGAGAAUAAGUGAAGACAACAUGUGGAGACGGGCGUGUGCCUUUUCAGUUUGUGAGGACUAUAUCAACCAGUAGUGUAAAAUACUUCACCUGCUCCUUGUGUUACGAUAAAAAUACAUGCUAAAUAAAUGAUUUUCA
Messenger RNA from Pseudoliparis swirei, 1014 nucleotides. Its product is annotated as catechol O-methyltransferase-like. Bases 86 to 886 code for a protein of 266 amino acids. Gene Ontology annotation, biological process: developmental process; catecholamine catabolic process; dopamine metabolic process. Gene Ontology annotation, molecular function: catechol O-methyltransferase activity. The transcript has 4 exons. The record is from RefSeq and is a predicted model, not a curated record. Lineage: Eukaryota; Metazoa; Chordata; Actinopteri; Perciformes; Liparidae.